Molecule: messenger RNA, 1168 nt
Organism: Gekko japonicus
Lineage: Eukaryota; Metazoa; Chordata; Lepidosauria; Squamata; Gekkonidae
Gene: HMBS
Product: hydroxymethylbilane synthase
Exons: 14
Biological process (GO): heme biosynthetic process
Cellular component (GO): cytoplasm
Molecular function (GO): hydroxymethylbilane synthase activity
Source: RefSeq, a predicted model, not a curated record
GGCCCCGCAGGGUGCCUCAUUUUGCAAAGAGAGAGGCUCCUGAUCAGACACGGGUCAAGUCGCUGGCAAAGACCUCGCAGAGCUGGAGAUGGCAGACGGGCCCAGCCAGGAGGAAAAUGGCUUGAAAAGCCACACGAUCCGCGUGGGAACCAGGAAGAGCCAGCUGGCCCGGAUCCAGACGGACAGCGUGGUGCAGAUGCUGCAGGAGCGCCACCCCCACCUCUGCUUCGAGAUUGUUGCCAUGUCGACCACUGGAGACCGGAUCCUGGACACAGCUCUCUCCAAGAUUGGAGAGAAGAGCCUCUUUACCAAGGAGCUGGAAAAUGCCCUGGAGAGAAACGAGGUUGACCUGGUGGUUCACUCGCUGAAGGACCUGCCCACGACCCUGCCCCCAGGAUUCACCAUUGGUGCCGUCUGCAAGAGAGAGAACCCCCAUGAUGCCGUCGUCUUUCACCCCAAGUACUCUGGGAAAACUCUCGACAGCCUCCCUGACAAGAGUGUGGUCGGCACCAGCUCCCUUCGUCGAGCAGCUCAACUGAAGAGGAAGUUUCCUCAGCUGGAAUUCAGGGAUAUUAGAGGGAAUUUGAACACACGCUUGAGGAAGCUGGAUGAGAAGGAAGACUUCAGUGCCAUUAUCCUGGCUGCUGCGGGCUUGAGGCGGAUGGGCUGGGACAGCCGCAUUGGCCAGAUUCUGAGCCCCGCAGACUGCUUGUAUGCCGUUGGGCAGGGCGCCUUGGCAGUAGAGGUGAGAGCCAAAGACCAGGAGAUCCUGGAGCUGGUGUCCAUCUUGCACGACACGGAGACUGGGCUGCGCUGCAUUGCCGAGAGGGCUUUCAUGAAACGCUUGGAAGGUGGCUGCAGCGUCCCAGUGGCAGUGAGCAGCAUGGUGAAGGAUUCACAGCUGUAUUUGACUGGAGCGGUCUACAGCCUGGAUGGAGCAGAGAGCCUCCAGGAGACCAUGCAAACCUGCCUGGAUUUCCCACAGGAGGACACAGACGGGCCCAACGAUGAUACGCAGCAUGUGGGCAUCAGCACCAAGACUGCCCCUCACCAGGCUCAGCAGGCAGCCGAGAAGCUGGGCAUGGGACUGGCGGAACUGCUGCUCAGCCAAGGAGCCGGGCAGAUCCUCACGGUGGCCAGGCAGCUCAACGAGGCCAGAGAACCAGCA